Molecule: messenger RNA, 1077 nt
Organism: Megachile rotundata (alfalfa leafcutting bee)
Lineage: Eukaryota; Metazoa; Arthropoda; Insecta; Hymenoptera; Megachilidae
Source: RefSeq, a predicted model, not a curated record
AUUAGAGUAAUUAAAUAAUCUUGAUAAUCUAAAUGAGAACAUUUUUCAGGGUCUCUUAAUGAAACAGAUGGAAUGGGACUCCGAGAGAUGUCUAGUCUCUCCUGCUGCAUCCGAGAUUUAUUAACGACAAUCAAGCAACCGCGUUUUUCUGCAUAUUUUUCGUUCUUUCGUUUUAGUUUCGUAGGAAGUGUGAUUGUACAGGAUGUAAAUAAUGGCCUUCCAGUUGGAUGAUCUUCUGAAAGAGGACAAAAAGGAUGCAAAUUUAUUGCCUGACUUAAGUAAGGCAACCUGUAACUCUCAAGAGGAGUUUCGUCGACUUCUCGAGAACUGUCCUGAAUUUAAAAUUAAACCAGAAAAGAUAAAAAGGGAUGAUGCCAAAGUGCGGGACAAAGAAUUUUCUUGGAAGCCAACUAAAAAAGAAUUAAAAGCACUUGGAAGAGAGUGGAAUUACGGAAAUCCAAUACCUCCAGACAUGAGGGGCUUAAAUCUUCGUGAACUACAGCAGGUUGCUAUCGAUUGGAGAAUGCUAACACCUAUUAGACCAAAACAUCGACAGGACGAGGAAAUGUUCUCAAGAUUGGUGGAAAUGGGAAAGCUGGAAGCAAAAACAAUCGCCAAAGAGCGGCGAUCAAAUCUAAGUCCUAUAAGACGUAGCAAAAAUCGAGCAGGUGUAAUUGAAAGCAGCGUAAAGAUCUGCUCUGAAUGCGGAGACGAAUAUUGCUUCGGUGAGUUUUGCGGAGAUGUUUUAUACGACUCGUUUACGAGGGUGACUGUGACGACCCAGCAACCGAAAGUCAAAGUAUCCGCCGACACUGAAGCGAUAAUAGCUAACUUAGAUCGCAAGAAGAAGCGUAAGAAGAGAAAAACGACUAAAAGUAAAAUUAGAGUACCUAGAAAAAAUACUAGGGUGGUUCGAAGUAAGGGAAAGAAAUAUACAAGUAAUGAUUUAGGUAGGAAAAGCAAGAUGGAGGAUGAUGGAAGCGAUUCAAAGCCAAUUAAACCGUUUAAAAGAAAAUGUAGUAAAUAUACUAAAAAAGGACUACGAAAAUAAUGGUAAAAUUUUUAUGUAUAUUCUGA